AUGAAUGAUCAUACAUCAUCACAAGCUUCAAUUGAUUGUCGAUAUUUACGACAAUACAUAGCCCAAGGUUAUUUACUUAUCUGGCUCGAUCAUAAUAUUGAUGAAACAAAUGAAGAGUGUCAAAAUAUAUUGAAACUUUUAAACAAUGUCGAUAAUACAAUCAAUAUUUUCACUAACCCAGAUGAAUGUGUUGAUUUUUUCACUGAAACCAAUGGCAUUAAAACUUUUCUGAUAUUAAAUAAUAUUCUAGGUGAACAAAUUAUUCCUCUUAUUCAUGAUAUACCCCAACUCGAUCAAAUUUAUAUUUUUUCUCGUACAAAUUUAUCAUCUGAUCAUGAAUGGAUAAAAAAAUGGCCAAAAAUAAAACAUGUUCAUUCUGAAAUCACAUCUCUAUGUAAUACAUUGAAAAUGGUGAUUAGACAAACUAAUCAAGAUUCGAUCAUUACCAGUGUUAUCUCACCAAACGAAAUUAAGGAAAGUAAAAAUCUAAAUGAAUUAGAACCUACAUUCAUGUAUUCACAAAUUUUCAAGGAUAUUCUUUUGAAGAUGAAUUACAGCGAUAAUUCGAUUGCUGAAUUUAUUACAUUUUGUCGAAAUAAGAAUUUUGGAUCAACGAUAAAUAUAAAUCGUUUCGAAAAAGAGUAUCACGAUAAAUCACCUAUCUGGUGGUAUACAUGGCCAGCGUUCAUCUAUUCAACGCUUAAUGAUAGUCUUCGUAAAUUGGAAAGUGAUACUAUUAUUAAAAUGGGAUUCUUUAUUCGACAUUUACAUGAUCAAAUUCAACAAUUAUAUGAUGAAAAACGUGAUAGUUUUGGUAAAAAGUCGUUUAAAGUUUACCGAGGACAAGGAUUAUCCAAAGAACAUUUUGAGAAAGUUGUUAAAGCAAAAGGUGGUUUAUUAUCCUUUAACAAUUUCUUAUCAACUACUGAAAGUAAAAGAGUUUCAUCCAUGUUUGCAUUAAGUGCUUCUACAGCUCCUGAUACAAUUGGAGUACUCUUUAUUAUGUCUAUUGAUCCUUCAAUUUCCUCAACACCAUUCGCAUGCAUUAAGGAAUAUAGUUUUUCCGCAGAAGAAAAAGAAAUUCUUUUCUCUAUGCAUACUAUCUUUCGUAUUGGUAAUAUAAAAAAACAUGUAAGUUAUGACCAAGUCUAUGAAAUAGAACUUCAAUUAACUGCUGAUGAUGAUCAAGAUCUUCGUAUACUUACAGAUUGGUUAUCAAAAGAUGUUGAAGAUGAAAUAGGAUGGAAACGAUUAUGUAAUUUAUUGAUAAAGAUUGGUCAACUUGAAAAAGCCGAAGAAUUUUAUAAUACACUAAUUGAACAAACAUCGGAUGUUCAAGAUUUAAUACAUUAUUGUGGUCAACUUGCAUUCAUCAAAUUUCAACAAGAUGAUAAAAAAAUGUGGGUGUGGUAUCAUGUGAAAAUCAACGAGCUCAGAAGAACAACAUCUUCAAAUCAUUCUGAUUUCAAUAAUAAAAUUAUUACAACCAACAUGAAUUUGAGCGAAGACAGUAAAACCGUCAUGAUUGACGACAGUGAUUGUACAUCAGCUUCUGAAGCAGUUCUUAAAUGUGAUGUGAUGUCGAUGGAAGAGUUUCAAGAAAAACAAGUAUCUGCAAAUGCAUUUCGAUUCUAUGAAAAAGCAUUGGCAGAUUUCGAAAGAAACUUACGUUCAACAACUAUAUACAAUUCCGUCGAUCCAGUUGAUGAUGAUUUAAAACAGACAUGUCCAUUACUUUGGUUUCAAAGAAAAAUGCUGGAAAUCCGACAGAAAUAUCUUCAUCCAACUCAUCCUGAUAUAGCACGAUCAUACGGUGUUAUUGCUCCGUUAUAUAGUGAAAGAGAAGAUCAUUAUCAAGCACGUUCAUUUUAUCAAAAAUCGAUCGAUAUCUACGAAAAAAUUCUUCCCUCAAAUCAUCCAAUUUUAGCAUGCCUAUACAAUAAUAUUGGGUUGACGUAUGAAUGCACAAGUGAAUAUUCACAAGCACUUUUCUUCUUAAAAAAAUCACUUGAAAUUGGCGAAAAGGCUCUUCCUCCAGAUCAUCCUGAUCUAAAUUCUACUUACGGCAAUAUUGGGGCUAUAUAUCAAUUAUUGAACGAAUAUUCUAACGCAAUCGUUUAUUAUCAAAAACGACUUGCUAUACACCAACGACAACUUCCAUUAAAUGAUUUGAAAUUGGCUGAUGAUUAUGAAAACAUUGGUUUAAUGUAUAACAAACUCAACGACUAUGCAAACGGAAUCGUUUAUUAUGAAAAACGACUUGCGAUUCACCAACAACAACUUCUAUCAAAUGAUAUGAGGUUGAUUGAUAGUUAUGAAAACAUUGGUACAAUGUACAGCAAACUCAACGACGAUGCAAAUGCAAUCGUAUUUUAUGAAAAAGCUCUUGAUUUUGCUGAAAAAUAUUCUCCUUCAGAAUAUGCGACAAUGUUUAUUUAUUCUUUUCGAAUUGCUAGGUUAUAUGAAAAAAGUGAAAAUUAUUGGCAAUCAGUUUUCUUCUAUGAAAAGGCAGUUGGAAUUAAUCGGUAUUUGUCUUCCAAUCCCCUCAAUUUAGCGCUUUGUUACAAUAAUAUUGGUGCCGCAUAUACUAAACUGGGUGAAAAUUGGGAAGCUUUGGUUUAUUUAGAAAAUGCUUUGAAGAUGAAGAAAAGCUGCAGUUCAGAGGACGAAUCUUGUUUGGGAUCUAUUGAAGAUAAUGUCAAUCGUUUGAAAGAACUUUUGAAUGAAAAUGAAGAUCAAAGUGAAUGA
Messenger RNA from Adineta ricciae, 2748 nucleotides. Lineage: Eukaryota; Metazoa; Rotifera; Eurotatoria; Adinetida; Adinetidae. The record is from the annotation of a GenBank genome assembly.